Molecule: messenger RNA, 1074 nt
Organism: Caenorhabditis remanei
Lineage: Eukaryota; Metazoa; Nematoda; Chromadorea; Rhabditida; Rhabditidae
Exons: 4
Coding region: 1-1074 (357 amino acids)
Source: RefSeq, a predicted model, not a curated record
AUGGAAAUUGACGCAACGUGGAAAGGACUGCCUGACAAGUUCAAGGAGAGUGUCGUUAAGGUGUUGGAUUUCAAAUCGAGAUGUGCACUCAAAAAAUGCUCCGUUGCAGACUACACCAUGGUAGACUUGGUGCCGAUCAACACAAGACGGUUGGCUUUGACGGUGUACCAACGUUCAAUUGUCUUCUUUAUCGGCCCCGAAAAAAUAGAGUAUUUCCACGUCCAUCCACAAGACACCCGGCCGAUGAUAAUCGAAUACACCGCAAAACUAGGAGAUGGUCCGAUAAAGAAAGUUUUCCCUGGAAUCGUGAGCGCUGAUUUGGAUUAUGCGGUUCGAGAUUUUGCUCAGGCUAUCCAACACGUCGACGCUUCAUUUGACAAAGUUGAUUUCCAAUUUGCAGAAGGGAUUAAUCCAGAGAGAGCUGAACUCUUGAGCCGGAAGCUUGUGGGGCAAUUGAAUAGAAUGAAGCCAGAGUGGACGCUCAAAGCCCACUGUUUCUACACCAAUUUUGUGAUUUCCGGACAGACAAUGCUCUACUUAAUAAGCAAAUUGGAUCCACAUUAUUUGCAGCAUCUCAGAAUCAAGCAUAUCACAUUGAAUCAAAACCAAGUCAGGGAAUUGACAAAUAUGUCACAAUGGAACAACGCGCAGUCCUUGUAUGUCGAAGAGAAAACUGAAAUUCCAGUGAGAUGCUUCUCCCACGUGGAAACGUUCUGGACUAAAACCGAUUUUAGGUUACCGCUUGAGGCAUGGAAUGUUAUUCAGAAUUACAUCGCCAGAAACCCUCCACAUGGUUCAUACUUCUAUGUUGAAUCAGAUGCACCUAUCAAUUACGCGAGAAUUCUCGAUGCUGGUCAUGUCCAAAUUGCUAUUAAUAUCAUUCGGACACCCUGGCAGGAUUCCCUCAUCCAACACAGCCAAGCUUUCAAUCUAGCAACCAGAAAUAAUGUGCUUCUAGUAUUGUUUAUGGAACAUGCGAUCACUGGAAGGGUUUGCAGAACGGAUUCAUAUGUUGAUGACAGUAUGAAAUUCUACACUGGCUAUACCUUCGAACCGACUCUUGCCAAUCGAUAA